Poeciliopsis prolifica (blackstripe livebearer) is the source of this 2705-nucleotide messenger RNA. RefSeq names its product urocanate hydratase 1 (gene uroc1). The coding region runs from base 216 to 2243 and encodes 675 amino acids. The record is from RefSeq and is a predicted model, not a curated record. NCBI's taxonomy places the organism in Eukaryota, Metazoa, Chordata, Actinopteri, Cyprinodontiformes, Poeciliidae. Gene Ontology annotation, biological process: L-histidine catabolic process. The transcript is spliced from 19 exons. Gene Ontology annotation, molecular function: urocanate hydratase activity.
AGCUACUGUAUUUUCAUUGGUGAACCCUUCCAGAUCAAAGGUAACAUUAAAACCAAUGGGACGGAAAGGGAAGAGGGACUGGCCCCAGUAAGUACACAGAUCCUCUCUGCGCAGAUGCUUGUUUGUUGCAUCAGUUGCAGUUACCAUCGGUGUGUGGCCUGAACUUUGCCUCCUUGGUUUCUGCUGAAAACGUAUAACAGAGAAAAGCCUCCAGGAUGUCGGAUUUAAAGGAGCUUUGCAGCGGUCUACCUCUGGAUCCUUUACCACCAAACCGAGGAAGAGAUCCGAAUGUGCCACACGCUCCGGUCCGGACUCCUAACCUCACAGCUGAGGAGGAAAGACUGGCACUGAGAAAUGCUCUGCGCUACUUCCCACCAUCCCACCAUGCAACACUUGCAUCUGAAUUUGCUCAAGAGCUCCGGCAGUACGGACACAUAUACAUGUACCGCUUCUGCCCCGCGGUGCGGAUGAGAGCCUAUCCUAUAGAUCAGUAUCCGUGCCGCACACGGCAAGCAGCAGCUAUGAUGCUAAUGAUCAUGAACAACCUGGACCCAGCUGUUGCUCAGUUUCCACAGGAGCUCGUCACGUACGGAGGGAACGGACAGGUGUUUAGUAACUGGGCCCAGUUUCGCCUUGUGAUGCGCUACCUGAGUGAGAUGAGUGAGGAGCAAACUCUGGUCAUGUACAGCGGUCACCCCAUGGGCUUGUUCCCCAGCCUGCCUUCCUCUCCUCGGGCCAUCAUCACUAACGGCAUGGUUAUUCCCAAUUAUUCUUCCAGAGAACAAUAUGAGAGGAUGUUCGCUCUUGGUGUGUCAAUGUAUGGCCAAAUGACUGCAGGCAGUUACUGCUACAUUGGACCUCAAGGAAUUGUUCAUGGCACAAUGCUGACUGUACUGAACGCAGGUCGUCGGUACCUCGGCACCGAUGACUUGAGGGGCCGCGUCUUCGUGACCUCUGGCCUCGGCGGAAUGAGCGGCGCCCAGGCCAAAGCGGCCGUCAUCGCAGGCUGUGUUGGAGUCAUUGCCGAGGUGGAUGAAGUUCCACUGAGGAAGAGGCAUGAGCAGGGUUGGGUCAUGGAGGUGGCCAGCAGUUUGGAGCAAUGCAUCAAACGUAUCCGAGAAGCCAGGAACUCCAAGACGCCCCUCAGUUUGGGAUACCAUGGGAAUGUCGUAGACCUGUGGGAGCGGCUGCUGUUGGAGUUUGAGAGGACAGGGGAGCUCCUGGUGGAUCUGGGUUCAGACCAGACGUCGCUGCACAACCCCUACAACGGGGGCUACUACCCCGUCCCACUCAGCUUCCGCCAGGCCAACCAGCUCAUGUCCACAGAUCCUGGACGCUUCCAGAGCAUCGUCCAAGAGAGCCUCAGAAGACACAUAAAGGCCAUCAACAAGUUAUCGGAUGCAGGCAUGUUCUUCUGGGAUUACGGCAAUGCAUUCCUGCUGGAGGCCCAAAGAGCAGGUGCAGAGGUCAACAAAGUUGGUGGAGGUGCGACCGAGUUCCGGUAUCCUUCUUAUGUCCAACAUAUUAUGGGGGACAUUUUUUCUUUGGGGUUUGGGCCGUUUCGCUGGGUUUGCACGUCUGGUGAUCCACAAGACCUGGCCGUAACCGACAACAUCGCCGCUAAGGUGCUGGAGGAAAUCGCUGCCAAGGUGUCAGAACGUGUAAGGCAGCAGUACAGAGACAACAUCCGCUGGAUCAGAGAGGCUGGAAAGCACAAAAUGGUUGUUGGAUCUCAAGCUAGGAUUUUGUACUCAGACCAGAAAGGAAGAGUGUGCAUUGCUUUAGCCAUAAACCAGGCUGUUGCUGAUGGAAGAGUCUCAGCUCCGGUGGUCAUCAGCAGAGACCACCAUGAUGUCAGCGGCACAGACAGCCCCUUCAGAGAGACCUCUAAUGUGUACGACGGCUCUGCGUUCUGUGCAGACAUGGCCGUCCAGAACUUUGUUGGCGAUGCCUUCAGAGGUGCCACUUGGGUCGCUCUGCAUAAUGGUGGCGGUGUUGGCUGGGGAGAGGUAAUAAACGGAGGAUUCGGUUUGCUGCUGGACGGCUCAGACGAGGCGGCGAAGCGCGCCAGGUUGAUGCUCAGCUGGGACGUUUCCAACGGGGUGGCUCGUCGCUGCUGGUCUGGAAACACAAACGCCUAUGAGACGAUCCAGCGCACCAUGGAGGAGAACAGGCAGCUCCGCGUCACCAUGCCGUUUCCAGUGCAGGAUGAACAUGUGCUGGACCGAGCCCUGCAGGGAUAACUGGAGAUGAUUUCAUCUAAUUAGACAGAGAGCAGAGGAAGGCAGUAGCUGAAUUUACUGAAGUGUAUUUAUCAAAAUGAAGCCUUAAUCAGAAGAAUCACUCACGGUGUUAAUGUCAUGAUCUGAAAAAGUGUGUGUUAUAAUAAUGUUUGUUUUAAAGAUCGAGGUAGAACUACAAAAAGCGGCAAACCUGCACUGAUUGUAUGGUUUCCAACUUUCGAUGGAUGGACCAUCGAUACAUAUUACUAAUAAUACAUAUUGAUACCAAUAUAUGUGAAUAGGAUGGUCUAUCUAGAGUGGAUGGAUAGAUAAAGUCACCCACAAAAUAAACUGGACAGCUUUUAAGAAAGGUCUUUUUAUAGAGGAAAGGUUCAGUACAAUUGAAUACUUUUACCAUGUCAGAUGACUCUUAUCUACUUUUGUGCUGCAAAUUAAUAAAUAAAAUGUUUGUUUUAAUAUUGA